AGUUCCUCUGAGUUUCGGAUUCCGAGAGCAGCCAUAGUGGCCUGCGUCAAGCGUCAGACCGUUCGGGCCUUCGGGGACUCGUGACGGGCGAGUGACUGCAACUGCGCUUGUCGUCGGCCUGCUCAUCCUGCACCCUGGGUACGGGAUGCACCCCGAUUCCGGGCCGCCGCAGCUUUGCAUGGAAGCUACGGCCGGCGUGAGAGGUUGAUCGGGCCGAAAGCUAGCCCAUUCUAAAAUCCAGUCGCUGGGCUUGUUAUGCGAUCCUAAUAUCUUUUCUCCGAGGCCGAGCAGCCAGGAGAAGAGUGUGAAUUCUCAAGUUCUGUCGCUCAGAAAAAACGGGCGGCAAACCCUAGGCUGGUUACCGGCGGCGAUGGAGUCGGAGCUUGGCGGAGACUGCCUCGGCCACAAGAGGGUGGAUCCGGAGGGAGGCUCUAGCGGCGGGAAUGUCCGCGAGGGGAAAAACGGCCUCCACAGCUCCUCCAUGGAGAUGGAAGACGACGAGGACUGGGAGCCGGAACCGAAUCCUCUCGACCUCUACCGGGAAUGCUGGAUUGAGAGCUAUGGCUGUCACGGCAUCUCCUUCGAGGACGAGACUGAACGUCCCCCCAUGCGCAACACCGACGGGCCCAUAAUUUCCAACAGCUGUGCGCCCAUGUCAACCAUGCAGGUCUUGUACGUGAAGGUGACCCGGAUUACUGAAUCCCUGCAGUGGCCUCUCCAUGUGUAUGGCGUCAUCGCCGUGCGCGACUCCAUGGAUCACAAGCGCAACUUCCUCUUUCGCCGCAGCAGGGACCAGUGCCAAGCCCUCGCCUCGCUGCAGGAUGCAGUCUUGGAACUUACAGGUCCCAGCCGUGCAGUUCUGCUGAUAGACCCCCAUGCUUUUGAGAUCGACCUCAAAGUUAGAGGUGGAGAAUCAUCAUCUGAAGACAAGACUUUGAGCUACAACGCCUUUAUAUACAACAAUAUUGCUCACUGGAGCAAGGCCAGUUAUGCCAGAACAGAAGUGGUGCCGGACCAGAACAGCACCAUUGAGGUCAGGUUUGCACAUCUCGCUGAAGCUGUGGAAGCAACCAUCGAAGUCAUUGUCGUCAGCGGAUCGCGUGAUUUCAAGGCGCGUUUCACAGCUCGCACUGCGAGCAUUGAUGAGGACAUGGUUCUCCUGGAUUCCUAUGGUGAAAAGGUGGAUGUCACUGACAAUGGGAAAGUUGUGUUGAAGCGCCGGAUUGUCACCGUGGAUGAGAGGGGCAAGCUUCUUCUUGGUGUCGAGGCUGCAGAGAGCAACGGUGUUGUUGUGCAGAAUCAGAUAAAGUUGACACCGAGGUCUGCCUUGAGAAGCCAGGGCUAUUUUGAGCUUGGCUUCAGCAGGCUGCGCUUGACUGUCGCCUGGUCGUUGCUUCCGUAGGUAAGGUGUUUGAAGAUGCCAAUUAGUACCCUUCAUGGCUUCAUAAACUAGGUACCUAGUGUGAUCUGCUAACUAAUUAAGUU
Lolium perenne is the source of this 1485-nucleotide messenger RNA. RefSeq lists its product as uncharacterized. The record is from RefSeq and is a predicted model, not a curated record. Lineage: Eukaryota; Viridiplantae; Streptophyta; Magnoliopsida; Poales; Poaceae.